This is a messenger RNA of Anisakis simplex (herring worm), 375 nucleotides long. Lineage: Eukaryota; Metazoa; Nematoda; Chromadorea; Rhabditida; Anisakidae. The record is from the annotation of a GenBank genome assembly.
AUGGCCGCAAGAACACGACGUGAAGCGUUGAAAGAGUUGACUGAGAACUUCGUAACGGCACAUCCCAAUGAUGGACCUGCACGUAUUGCUAGUCGAUUCCUUGGUGGUUCUGUGAAGCGGAAAGAACGAGUCACUCCUCGACCGUUGCUCAUUGGUGACUGUAUACGAGGCGCGCUCUCGUGGCUUGUCGAUGUGCAUGAUCACUCGACCAAUCAACGAGUUACGUGUGUGCUCGGCGUUUCGGCCGAAACCAUUGUGUUGCUUGAGAAACCGUCUGGUGCGGUCAUCUUUGCAACACCAACACAUUCACUUAUUGGUUGGGCUAAUACUGAUAUGGGGUUAGCACCGUUAACAUAUACAAACAUCUUCAUGUGA